AUGGACAACACUCGUUCGGGAAUCACUUGGUUCGAUGAGGAUAAGUGGAUCGCCUGUCUUAUGUCUACGGAUCCUCAGCCGUCAACAUGGAUUAUCGAUCGAAAGCUUGCAGAGAAUGAAGACCUGGCCACCGAAGCUGACGUCAAGAAGUGCAUGAUGCCCUCCGAGGCCGGUAGCAUCUUUGUGUGUUCAAACAUCGAUGCCCCAAGUCAAGAAGCCGUUGUUAAGGCUCGGAUGCAGAUACCGUACUUCAAUACGACCUUCAAGUCUCGCCAAGUCAGGGCGCAACAUGCAGAUCCGGACAUGAGGGCACCUUCACGACGAGAGCUCAGUGCCUUCGAUUACCUCACCUAA
Molecule: messenger RNA, 354 nt
Organism: Aspergillus novofumigatus IBT 16806
Lineage: Eukaryota; Fungi; Ascomycota; Eurotiomycetes; Eurotiales; Aspergillaceae
Exons: 2
Coding region: 1-354 (117 amino acids)
Source: RefSeq, a predicted model, not a curated record